AUGGCUUAUACUUCUUUCAUUCUCUUCUUUUUAACCGUUUCUCUAGCUUUGAGCAUGGCAUCAAUGGCCGUCAUGUCCCGACCAUUGGGCACCAGUACUACUAGUACUACCCCAAGCCUCAGGGCUCGAUUAAAACUGGAUGAUGGUGAUCAUGAUCAAUCUCCAGUUAACUGCUGGGACUCUUUGCUUGAGAUCUCUACAUGCAGCGCGGAGCUUAUAAAUUUCUUCUUUAAUCUUGGGGAUCAGGAGAGUACUUAUAAUUUACGCCCCAGCUGUUGCCAAGCCAUCCGAGUCAUUGGAUCACAGCAAUGCUGGCCUGAGAUGUUUGGUUUCCUCGGAUUUACCACGGAAGAGGGUGAUAUUCUCCAGGGCUACUGCGAUGCGCUUGCCCACAUGAUCAAUCCCACAACACCAUCGCCGCCAUCGGUUUCACCUAACAAAAUUAUGCAGACAGAAAACUUGGUUCCUUAA
Messenger RNA from Juglans microcarpa x Juglans regia, 471 nucleotides. Its product is annotated as egg cell-secreted protein 1.1. The record is from RefSeq and is a predicted model, not a curated record. Gene Ontology annotation, biological process: double fertilization forming a zygote and endosperm. The coding region runs from base 1 to 471 and encodes 156 amino acids. The transcript has a single exon. NCBI's taxonomy places the organism in Eukaryota, Viridiplantae, Streptophyta, Magnoliopsida, Fagales, Juglandaceae.